CUGCAUUUGAGUCGUACGAUCAUCUCGCGUGUUCCGGUCACGAUGUCUUGUUUUCAUCAUACGACAGUACCAGCUGAACCCAACAGACGAUGGAGGAGAGGGAGGCUGCGCCUGUCGAAAUGUAUCGUGCUCCGUUUCCAUACGUUACAAUCUACUUGCUAUGGUGACCUUGUUAUGAGUAUUUUGGCAAUAACUGUUACUGACGCAGCGAGAUGGUGCAGCAGUAAUGAAAACCUAUUUAUCCUGAUGUAGCCUCCCAGGACCGUUAUGAGAUGCAUCGCAGAUUUUUUUAUAUGUACAGGCUAUCAUCUUUCGUUCUUGAUACAACGUUAUCGCCUGCAAAUUAUGUUGAAUUGAUCUCAAUUAUUGAAAGAAUAUCCUAAAUGAUUUUGGAACAUUCCUGGAAAACAAUCAUGUAUGGAUCGAAGAACUUGUUUAUAGAUCUUAUGAAUUUCAUAUCGUAAUUCUUUGGGACUCCGUUCGACAUUAUCUAAAAUAGCACGGACAGGUGUGUCAUCAUGGAACCUACAGGCUCCACCUUGGACAUGCAGAUGGAGAGUGUUGAGAGGAGUACAGUGUUUCUCAGACAAGAACAUCUCACCCUACUGCAUGGCCUACACCUGGAGAUCCUGUCCUUGCAGAAACGAUGUAGCGAGUUGACAUGUGAGCUGAAUGUGAAGCCUCCAGGCAAGAGUGAACUGGACCUGGCGGAGGAGGAGGAGCAGCUGGAGGCCCGCUGUCUGGAAGUCGAAGAUCGCCGGGCCGAACAGCAGUGCAUGCUGGGAGAGCUGUGUAAGGAGCUGACUCACAAGGGGGCGCUGGUUGGUGUGCUGCGGGCUAACCUCAAGGACAAGGAGCGCCACUUCCUGGACGAGCUGAAGCGCCGCAGCCAACGCUCCACGGUGCUCAACACAGAGCUGCAGAGGCAGACCGAGGCGGCAGCCUACCUCUCGUUCCAGCUGCACGCUGCCCGACAGAAACUGCAACACCAGCGGCUGCAGCAGAGAAAGCAGGCCCUCAGGGAGAACUGGGAGAAUAGGGAUCGUCAUCAUGGGAAUCCCCCUGGGCCCCAGUACAGCCAAGCAGCCGAGUGGGACACUGCCAUCUUUUCUCCCUUUUCUCCCCAGUCGCCCUCCGGUUUCUCCAAUGCCUCCAACACCAGCUCUGCCAUAGCCUCCCCUGUGGUCAAGCCUAAACGCAGGGGCAGCAGGACCAUGUCAGGGCACCAGCUCCGGGCGGAGAGGGCCAGGGAGUGUGUCCCCCAGGAGAGGGUGACGUGCCCUGCAGAGCCCACCGCCAUGCCUGACCCAGCGCUGUUCCUCCACCCUCACCGCAGGCACCACAGGUCCAGGGCCAGGCAUUCCUACUCCCUGGCCCACAGACAGAAUCCUCUGGUGGGGGAAAGAGGGGAGGAGGAGGGGGGUGGAGAGGGGCCCAUGGAGCCCCAGGAUGGAGCUCCUCCCAGACUGGCAGCCACGGCCACAGCAUCACCUGCUGGCUGCUCAAACCAAGGCUGAAUAACUAGCCCCACUGUGACCAUCCCUAGAAAUGCAUCAUCAUCAUCGCUAUCCUCAUAAUCACUAUGACUAUCUGAUUUUAUUAAUACUGUAAAUCGCCCAUUGUCCUGCACCUUUAUCGAAUUGAUACUGAGAUUAAUUUAGCAUUGUUGAUUAUAAUCCUAUUAACUCAAAUUACUGGUAUUUAGAUGUAUUGCUAUGAUGAACACUUUUUAUAAUUAUACAUUUUGACAUGACCUGAAUUAACCCAAACUUCCAGGUGUACGAACACCCAAUGAGGUUGUUGUUACUAAUCACUUCACGUCAAUGUGUAGAAUCAUGUAGUUGAAUGCAUUUACACUGGCGUUGCUCUAUAUAACGUUAUUAUGGGGCCUUAUCCGAGUGUGGCAUCUUGUGUGGAGGUUAGUUUAACCUAUGGCCUGUUGCCAUAGACCACAGCACCUACUGUGCAAUUACCUUACCCUUCUGUGUCGUUUUAGGGCCAACCAUAAAUCAACCCUGGGUUGCCCUUGUAGAAAACAUUUUCUGACCUCUGUUACGCUGAGUCACAGUUGGGUAGCGUCUGAGCAUCUGUGUAUGUCCUUGCUGUGAAUACUAUUACAUUUCAGAUCUGCAUCAGUGGCCUUCACUUGAAAAGUUCCCACAUGGCCAAGAGGUGUAGUCAUACCGUCAUAUCCCACUGAAUCUUUCUUUAUUCCAUUGGUCAUACAAUAGGUAGGCCUACAGCACACCCUAUAUGUUAUACAAUAAUUGAAAGUAACAUUAGUCCACUGGCCUCACACACAGAUCUUAGUGGGUUUUAAUUAUAUUGUGUCUCUGAGCUUUAAAAAAAACUACAAAUAUUACCAAACACUGAUGAAGCUAUUGGAUGAGUUUAACUGGAGUUCCUGGCAUCCUGCAUAAAUAGGGGGUGGUAUAGGUAACCUUCUAAUCUAGCAGAUGCUUUGCAAUAACAGAACACUUUUGGGUAAUAAUGCAUUGGGACCAGUUUGGCCAGAUGCUUCUCUCAGGUUUAGUGAGGUGUGUGUAAUACUGUACACAGAGAAUAGUAUUUCUCUGUUUAUUUACAUCUGUGGUUUGCUGGGGGGGUUUCACCUUAGGGAUAAGAAACACAGAGGAAUAUUGUUUAUAGAUGGUUUGUUGCUUUUGUUUUGGGUUGAACUUAGGCUGUGGCUGAUUUGAUCUCACUAUUACUAGUCAAGCAAAAAGGGGUUAUUAGGGCCUUCUGGUAGAUUUGUCUCUUGUCUCAGAUAGCUGAGAAGAGAAAAUUCUCAUUUUCUUAAAUAAAGUGGUCAUCUACAUGGUAGAUUCCAAGCUGUGUAGACAGCAGCUGUUGAAAGCCAUUAGUUGACGCUAUGAAACCAGCCAAUGACAUUGAUUUGCACUUGGCUGACCCUAGUGGUGUAGUGAGAGAAUAGCACCCAACCAGAUGAAGAUGUGUGGUGUCACUUGUUCUGAACAUUUAACCUAGUCUCUUUUCCUUUUUAUUGUCUUUUAGUUGAUGRAAUUGGUGGAUUUUACAUUCAACAUCAGAUAUUCUUACAUUUUGAAACUGUAUAUCUUGGUAGGUAAUAUAUCUUAACCCUUAUAUGAAUGUACAUAUAUAGUCUGAUAAUAACUCAAUAUAACACAGACGUAAUCUUUUUAGUAGACACUCUUAGCCAGAGCGAGUACAUACUUUUUCAUACUGGUCCCCCGUGGGAAUCGAACCC
Salvelinus sp. IW2-2015 is the source of this 3229-nucleotide messenger RNA. Its product is annotated as coiled-coil domain-containing 92B-like. Lineage: Eukaryota; Metazoa; Chordata; Actinopteri; Salmoniformes; Salmonidae. The record is from RefSeq and is a predicted model, not a curated record.